Ziziphus jujuba (common jujube) is the source of this 528-nucleotide messenger RNA. Its product is annotated as receptor-like protein 9DC3. NCBI's taxonomy places the organism in Eukaryota, Viridiplantae, Streptophyta, Magnoliopsida, Rosales, Rhamnaceae. The transcript is spliced from 3 exons. The record is from RefSeq and is a predicted model, not a curated record. Bases 1 to 528 code for a protein of 175 amino acids. Gene Ontology annotation, molecular function: protein binding.
AUGAAAUCUUCGAAGGCUGGAGCCAUCCCUUCAUCUCUAGGGCACUUGAUUGAGCUUGAAUCGUUAGAUCUGUAUGACAAUAAGCUUUCUGGUACAAUCCCUCAACAGCUAGUCAACCUCACGUUUCUUGCAUACUUGAACUUUUCACAAAACCAACUGACAGGACUUAUCCCUUCAUCCUUAGGGAAGCUGUCUGACCUUGAAUUGUUAGAUCUCUUUAGUUAUAAGCUUUCUGGAGAAAUCCCUCAGCAGUUAAUCAAUCUCACAUUUCUUGAAUACUUGAACUUCUCUAAAGACCAACUAAUGGGACCAAUCCCACUAGGUAGUCAAUUUGGAAUAUUUUCAAAUUCUUAUUUUGAGGGAAACAGGGGAUUAUCUAAUUUUCCAUUGUCAAGAAAUUGCAGAACAAUAUUACCAACUCCUUACUAUGAAGAGAUGUCAGAUUCAGAAUCAUCUGGAUUUAUUUGGAAAUUUGUAGUGAUGGGAUAUGGAUUUGGAUUGAUAAUUGGAUUAAUGAUGGGACGCUAA